Molecule: messenger RNA, 1152 nt
Organism: Symbiodinium sp. CCMP2456
Lineage: Eukaryota; Dinophyceae; Suessiales; Symbiodiniaceae
Source: the annotation of a GenBank genome assembly
AUGUCUUCCAUGGCUCCGUCUGCCGCGUCCAAUGCGGCGCCAUCAGUUCUCGGCAAAGGUGACCGAGACCCUCAGGAUCUGGAAAUGCAGCCGCUGACAGGUGUCAAUGGAGAAGAAAAGUCACCCUGCCAUCCUAGCAAACAGGCGGAGCGUCCAAAAAAGAGGCUCUAUAAUGUUUGGCCUUCUCGAAACAAGUUCUUCUGCAGAGGAACCAUGAUGACAGGUGGCGAAACUGAAAUGGGAAUCACUCCCAACUGUUCGGUCCCGAACCUUUGCGUUUGGACCUGCAUCCUGGCUCCUUGCUCUUUGUACUUCAUUUGGGUCUUCCCUCAUUUGUGGCGGGAAGGCUGCUAUGCACUUCCGCUGGCAACUUUGGCCGUGUUCUUGAUGGCGACGGGUUUUCUUCUCGCCACUUGCUGUUCCGAUCCUGGGAUCAUCCCUCGCCGAGAGGUGGUUAUCGCGACCAAAACUGCUCAACAGUUGCAGGAAAGACUUGGAUAUGACUUGCUGGCCAGCGAUUCGAUUCCUCUAGAUGGCAGGGGAGGCGGACGAAACUUGCCGGUGGAACUGACCAGUCGUGGCUACAGAUGGUGCAGGACAUGCAGAAUCAUUAGGCCGCCACGCUCCUCUCAUUGUCCAGACUGCGACAACUGCGUCUUGCGGUACGACCAUCACUGCCCCUUCGUCAACAACUGUGUUGGGCAGCGCAACUAUCACUUUUUCUUCGGCUUCGUAACGUCUGUGCUCUGCCUAGCCAUGAUGGUCUUGCCGGUUCUAUUCUGGUUUCUGAACAGCGAGAACUUCGAGUUGGCGGUUGAUGGCAUGAUUCACGUCAGCAGCGGUGCACUUCAGCCUGUGUUCUACGCUCUCAUCGCGCUCGGUGCCCUUGUUGGCAUCGCCACGCUUCUCUCUUUCGUGCUUUGGGUGUACCAUGUGUUCCUGAUAGCCACGAAGAGGACAACGAAGGAGUUUCGCAGAAACCUUUCCAACAUCGCGGAGGAGCCCACUCUUUGUGCAUCUCGAGGCCCUCGGCUCUUCGAUCCUUGGGCGCUGGUUGAUCCUCGCGACGUCAUACGUGUGGACGAAGCCCCGCCUCCGACACCGAACAACUUCUGCACGGAUUUGUGGAGCUCCUGUUUCGGAGAGGAUUAG